Messenger RNA from Lutzomyia longipalpis, 1237 nucleotides. RefSeq names its product inactive pancreatic lipase-related protein 1-like. Gene Ontology annotation, molecular function: lipase activity. Bases 51 to 971 code for a protein of 306 amino acids. The transcript has 2 exons. NCBI's taxonomy places the organism in Eukaryota, Metazoa, Arthropoda, Insecta, Diptera, Psychodidae. The record is from RefSeq and is a predicted model, not a curated record.
UUUUAGUGAGAUUAUUUGAGGUGGAAAGUGUUGCUAUUUCAUUAGCUAAAAUGAAGUAUUUUUUGCUCUUAAUUUCGUGCUUUUUUGCAUUGGCUGUUGCGGAGGAUUAUGCCGCAAAUAUUCAUUUUAUCGUGUACAGAGACAAUGUUCCCUAUAAUCUAUCGAACACCGCAAGUGGGAAUCCCAUUGAGGAGGGACUCUGCAGUGCUGGAGAUCAAUUGGCAAUGGUUGUGUACGGAUGGACGGAAAGCUGCUCAACUGAUUGGGUAAUUGAUCUCAUCUCCAACCUCACGGAAUACCGCGGAGGAUGCAUCAUCUGCAUGGACUACAGCCACUACACACAGACAGCUAGCUACAUUGAGUAUCCAAUUAUUGUGACCCAAUUCGAUGGAAUUCGCGACGUUUUGAAGAAUGAAAUGGAAGAUCUGCGUACUUUUGGAUUUGAUCCCAGUCUUACGUACAUGUUUGGCAUGAGUUUUGGAUCUCAGGUCGUCCUUCAAGCAGCAGGACUUCUUACCCAAAAAAUCAAAGAGAUUGAUGCAUGCGAUCCAGCUCAAGUAGGCUUCCUCCCAUAUCCCAUCACACCUGAUCCAAAACUAUCCGCUGAUAAUGUCCAGUGCAUCCAUACAAGUGGCGACAAAGGAACCGUCCAGAGAUAUUGCCAUCAAGAUUGGAAUAUGGGACACUGUGGCCUGUACCAAGAUGCAGCUGGACUCAACCCCUUAAAUGAUCACGGAACCUGCCCCAUUUUCUACAAUAGCGCCUUCCGCAAUAACUUCAACGCCAUCCCCAUGCCCCUCGAAUGUCUUUUGCCGAAAUUUUUGCAAAUUCUCGAUUUCCGUUCUCUCGCAAAUUGCGUUUACCCGUCUGGCUUCAAAAUGGGCUACAUGCAGAGAGAUAAGCAGGGUGUCUGUGGGCCUAAUGGUGGAAAUCUCUAUGCCAAGACUACGGCAACAUAUCCUUACAACUAAACUUAAAAACCUUAAAAAGAAUACCUACAAAGGCGCAUGAUCUGGAACUUAUCUUGACCUCUAAAUGAUUUGGAAAUAUUCCAAAGAAAUUAUGAAAUUGCACUAAUUUUUUAAUAACUAUUUUUUUACAAAAUUAUUGUUUUAUUUAAAUUUCUUUCAAAAGUAGCACUUUAAGAACUUUUUUGAACUAAAAUUGUACCUUUUUCGAAUUAAAUAAACAUUUGGAUUCAAUAUUGAAAUUAAAAUUAUUUCUUUCAAAGCAGAAA